This is a messenger RNA of Malassezia sympodialis ATCC 42132, 1464 nucleotides long. RefSeq lists its product as uncharacterized. The record is from RefSeq and is a predicted model, not a curated record. Lineage: Eukaryota; Fungi; Basidiomycota; Malasseziomycetes; Malasseziales; Malasseziaceae.
AUGGCCUGGCGCACGGCCAUUCGCGCCGGCCGGCCUUUGCGGCCCCAGCUGCGCCUCCGCGCCUACAGCACACAGAGCAACUCGACGUUCUCCUACGCGGCGCGAGUUCUCAGCGACCCCGUCAUCGAAACGAUUGCUCUUGCAUCGCGCAUCACGCGAAUCCUGCUAGGCUCCGCCCUGGUCGUGGGUGGCGUCACGUUGGCGUCGUGGGAGGGGAUGCACCAGUACGUGGAGCGAGUAUCUAUGCCGCAGGCAGCGCCACAUGUGGCGCCCAGUCUGGAGGGCAUGGAUAGCUUCGACUUUGCCGCGGACGACCGGCCUGACGCCCUGCUGCACAUUCGGCAUACAGACCCGCGCCUCGGCAUCUUUGGCCGGCACAUUGUGCGAGCGGCAUGGAUGGCCGAGCACUGGGGUGGCGGGAUUGCUCCUGGUAUUUUCUUCGGCGACGGAUCUUCGCAACGCGUGCCUGACGCGGUCGACCACCACGGCCUGGCCAUGGCGGAGACGUUCCUUGCGAGCGCUGUUGACCUGGCUGAAAAGCGCCACAUGUCUGUCCCCGACUUUGCGCAGCCUGGCACGCCCCUCGACCCAACGGCCGUCUCGCUGGAACUGUGGCUCGCGCAUAUCCGCGAGAAAAUGGGCUCCCCGGUGGCGCUGACGCGCGCGGCCAGUGCUUGCGAAAAGCUGUUUGACGCGUCUUCAGAUCCCGUGCUGCGCAGAUCCCUGGCCACGCGACUCGCCACGCAGUGCAGCCGGCUCGGCCAGUGGGACGAGAGCCUUGGCUGGAUGGACCGGGCGAUGCAGGAGAGUGCGCACCAUACCCUCCAUGCCACCGUCGACAAGCUGCUCGCGCGCGAGUCGCUGCUGCUCACGCCGCUCGAGACGCGCCAGUCGAUUGAGGCGCUGCAGGCGCUCUCGGCGCUCCAUGUCCGUCAGGCGACCUCAGCGGCAGAGCCGGAGCGCGCGUUGCUCCAGGAAGCACUUCGCAUGCAGCUGGCGGCUCUGCGCCUCGCGCAGACGUCCACGGCCACGAGCCAGGGCGCGGACGGCACGGCCGAGCGACUGCAAGAGCUAUGGAUCCAACAGAGACAGGCUGUCCUGGCCAUGCAUGUCGCAGAGACUCUGUACGCCCUGCACAAGGAGGCCUGCGCCUCGGCGGGGUGGUGGCCAAGGCUGUCCCACUGGCUGGGGCGCGGUUCGAGGCGCCCUGUGCGCCCCAGCGACUACAUCUCGAUGGGCGCGGACACCGCACCUGCCUGCCAUGGGCCCCACGCCGCAUCACAAGAGUGGCUGUGGUGCGCAAGUCAGCGCGCCCAGCAGGUGUGCCGGGAGCUGGGCACGACAGACUCGGAGAUGCGGCCAGUGUGGAAAGGACCGUACCAGACGACCAGCACGCGUGUUUUGGAGCAGGCACAGCGCACGCAGCAGGAAGCAGAGCUUCUUCUUCGUGCGCUCCAGAAAUAG